Messenger RNA from Dicentrarchus labrax (European seabass), 1128 nucleotides. RefSeq names its product myeloid-associated differentiation marker-like protein 2. The record is from RefSeq and is a predicted model, not a curated record. The coding region runs from base 72 to 914 and encodes 280 amino acids. The transcript has a single exon. Gene Ontology annotation, cellular component: membrane. Lineage: Eukaryota; Metazoa; Chordata; Actinopteri; Moronidae.
AUGAGCUGUUCACAGAGACCUUUGCUUCCUAUUUUUUCACGUCAAGAUCUUGAGCUCCUAAUUUGAGCAUCAUGUGUGGCCCAUUCAAGGGCUGUCAGGGCAUUUUGCGCCUCCUGGAAAUAAUCUUCAGUGCUUUGGCGCUCAUCAUUGUCAUCUUCAGAGGCAGGAUGGUGAGUCCAUGGGGUGUCUGGUGUGAGUUUGUCUGGGUUUUCUGCAUCACUGUGCCCCUGGUCCUGACCGUGGUGGAGGCCAAAAUGUGGCACAUCCUUCUGGCCGUCUUCCUCCCCAACUGGGCUGACCUGACCUGCGGGCUGACCACCCUGUGUGCUGUGACCAUCACCUCAGCCACGGUCAUCUUUGCAGCCGUUUUUAUCUGCCUCUCCUGCAUCGUCAACAUGCUGUGUUUCCUCUUCUCCCUGAUUGCCACCGUUAUCUUCCUGAUCGAUGCCGUAAUGCAAAAAAAGAAAUUUCCAAGCGGCUACCUAUCCAGCCUGAGAGGAGGUCUCCGCACAACAGAGGCCUUUAUAGCCUGUAUCAUACUCACUGCGGCCACUGACCACUUUGUGAACGGUGAAUGGGCCUUUCGGCCUUUUGGGAUGAUAUGCAGCAUCAUUGUGUUUGCCGUUUGCCUCCUGGUCACUGUGGUCAUCAUCGUUCUCCAUCUGCUCAAGCUACUGCAGUGUCUACUCUCGUUCAGGCUGAGUGUGAUGGAGCUUGUGUUCAACAUUGUGGCGGUGCUGUUGUACCCGCUCGCUGUCAUUCUGUGGUCUGUCUUUGGUUACAAACGCAGCAAGUACAAUCCUUAUAUCUGUGAAAAGUGUUCCUUCGUGGACAUGAAUACUGUUAACAUUGGAGCCAUUGUCAAUCUGGUCUUUUACAUUGUGGACUUGGUUUUAUCCUUCAAAUCUCUCUAGAAAUGGAGACCUGACAUGUAUCUAGGGAUUCAGAUGAAAACCACAAUUUAAGUUGCAUGGUUUCAUUUUCUCAGAGGUAAAAUAUUGGAUGGGCCGUGGCUGUUUAUAGUCUGUAUGUUGCAUAAAAUCAUGUGAAAUAUUAACAUUAUAUAACAUCCCUAUAUGGCUUUCAAUAAUAACUUUAAAUCCUGGAUUACAGCGAAUAAAUGGUGAA